ACCACCAACGGAACGCCCCGUGGAAGUUAAAACUUGAAGAAUAGAAGAAAUGUCAUAAAAUAUCGUUCCCCCUUCACGGGCAAUUACCUGACCUUUCUCGUUCUCUCUGUACUUUCAGAGACACAGAUGCAGAGGUUGCUGUCAUUACUGGUGAUUUCCACCGCCCUCGCUCUAUCCAUCCUAGAAAUCUCCGCUGCCCAACCUUCUGAUUCAAUUUCGCGGCUCCGAUCACCGGAAAAUGGCGCUCUCUCCCUCUGUGCUCAGCUCAUUCAGCCCAAUGGUUACCCCUGCACCGAACACACCAUUCAAACAAAGGAUGGCUACUUAUUGGGUCUCCAACGUGUGUCAUCGAGGAAUGCUAAUCUAAGAGUUGGGCGAGGUCCUCCUGUUUUGCUGUUGCAUGGUCUCUUUAUGGGAGGUGAUGCGUGGUUUUUGGACUCUCUAGAGGAGUCAUUGGGCUUCGUCCUUGCAGAUCAUGGUUUUGAUGUAUGGGUUGGAAAUGUGCGUGGAACGCGUUGGAGUCAUGGGCAUAUAUCAUUAUCUGAGAACAACAAGGAUUUUUGGGAUUGGAGUUGGCAGGAAUUGGCUCUGUACGAUGCUGCAGAAAUGAUACACACUGUAAAUAUGAUCACAAGCUCAAAAAUCUUCAUUGUUGGACAUUCACAGGGAACAAUCAUAACUUUGGCUGCUCUCACCCAGCUGGAUAUAGUCAAAAUGGUUGAGGCUGCUGCUCUUCUGUCGCCAAUAACGUACUUAGAACAUAUUAGUGCUCCUCUUGUACUAAGAAUGGUUGCCGUGCAUCUUGAUCAGAUGAUUUUUGCUAUGGGCUUACAUCAAGUGAACUUUAGAAGUAAUGUGUUAAUCAGUCUUGUCGACUCUCUAUGCGAUGGCCAUUUAGAUUGCAAUGACUUACUAACUACCAUAACAGGAAAGAAUUGUUGCUUCAAUAACUCACGAGUGGACUUCUAUCUGGAAUAUGAACCUCAUCCUUCUUCUGCAAAAAACAUGCGCCAUCUGUUCCAGAUGAUCCGUAAGGGUACUUUUUCGCUGUACAAUUAUGGAAUCUUCAAAAACUUGAAGCUAUAUGGUCAGACAAAACCCCCAGCAUUUGAUCUUAGCCGCAUUCCCAAGUCAUUGCCAUUAUGGAUGUGUUAUGGUGGAAAUGAUGCUUUAGCAGACGUGACAGAUGUACAGCAUACUCUAAAGGAAUUGCAGUCGACACCAGAAUUGCUUUAUCUCGAAAACUAUGGUCACAUGGACUUUAUUUUGAGCAUAAAAGCGAAGGAAGAUUUUCACAACCAUAUGAUUGCGUUUUUCAGGUCUUUGGGAAAGUCCAGUAGAUCUCAAGUGACUGCCUUACAUGAUAUCUGAUUAUAAUUUUUAAUGUAUUCAACUGGUUAUCUGUAUGUAUAUAUUGUAAAGUCACGUUUGUUCUCUUUUUAACCAAUGAAGAAAAAGUUGUUUAAAAGGGCAAAAAAGUUUUAAUGUUAUUCCAUUAAUUACCUUUAUUGAAGAUAAAGCAAGAUUAUCUUCAAUCUAGUCAGUUGUGCAUGGCACAGAGUCUUUUCACCUUAGUUAUGGCCUUUUUC
Messenger RNA from Pistacia vera, 1589 nucleotides. RefSeq names its product triacylglycerol lipase 1. The record is from RefSeq and is a predicted model, not a curated record. Gene Ontology annotation, biological process: lipid metabolic process. Gene Ontology annotation, molecular function: hydrolase activity, acting on ester bonds. The coding region runs from base 127 to 1371 and encodes 414 amino acids. The transcript has 9 exons. NCBI's taxonomy places the organism in Eukaryota, Viridiplantae, Streptophyta, Magnoliopsida, Sapindales, Anacardiaceae.